Messenger RNA from Ochlerotatus camptorhynchus, 1070 nucleotides. RefSeq lists its product as uncharacterized. The record is from RefSeq and is a predicted model, not a curated record. The transcript has 3 exons. Lineage: Eukaryota; Metazoa; Arthropoda; Insecta; Diptera; Culicidae. Bases 378 to 1070 code for a protein of 230 amino acids.
GACGGACGACACACCGAACGGGUGAGCAGAUCCCAUCAACCAUCACCACGACGCCGAGGGUUCACUCCAUUGAUGGGUUGGUUGUCAACCGAUCGACGACCGCAUUCACGGAAGAACAAUUGACACACCUCAACAAGGGGCUAGGAUACGCGGUUACAACCAAGCCAGACGUGGAGCAGAUCAUCAUUGACGUAGAAACAGCGAUUACCAAGACGCUUCCAACAACAUCACAGAAUACGGUUAGGACUAUCACAUCGAACAUAAUCAAGGACGGACAGGACGGACGCGCCAACGAAAAAGAAAUUCGGAUUGUAAAGGAGCUAAAAAGUAAAGCAGUAUACUACGUAAAGGCAGACAAGGGAAACGCGGUCGUUAUCAUGGACAAGGACGAUUACGAUAAUCAAAUGACAACGAAGAUUAACAACGGACCGUAUAGACAGCUUCGAGUAGACCCCUUACAGAACAUAGUGAAACGCGUGGAGAAAGCACUGAAGGAGUGCAAAUCGAUAUUAGGAGAUGGAGCAGGUCGUAUACGGGAACCCAAUCCCAUUCUACCCAGGAUCAAAGGUCUUCCCAAAGUCCACAAACCAGGAAAUGAAAUGCGAGAGAUCGUGUCUGCAGUUGGUUCCCCCACCCACAAACUAGCGAAGUGGCUAGUCAAAGAGUUCCAGAGUAUGCCGAAUCAGUUCCAGAGUAAAGCAGUUAGUAACACCCAGGAGUUCACCCAGCAACUACAAUCUUCAGGAGACAUCAACGAGGACGAGAUUAUGGUAUCUUUCGACGUCACAGCUCUUUUUCCCAGCGUACCGGUCAAGGAAGCGAUCAACCAUUUGGAGGACUGGCUAUUAACACAACGAGAUGAUGCAGCAUGGAGAAACAAGGUUCGGACGUACCUUAAGCUGACCCGCCUUUGUAUGGAAGAGAACUACUUCUCUUUCCGAGGUAUUCCACUAAGACGCCCACAUUCAUCAGGAUCCCGAACUUGCUUUUCUCAACUUACAGAAAGCAACAGCAACCUACAGCAAAAGCAACAAAGUAAGUACGGGAACAAAUCUAGUGAGCCAACUUGA